Molecule: messenger RNA, 1412 nt
Organism: Paecilomyces variotii
Lineage: Eukaryota; Fungi; Ascomycota; Eurotiomycetes; Eurotiales; Thermoascaceae
Product: xylose isomerase-like protein
Exons: 2
Coding region: 271-1329 (352 amino acids)
Source: RefSeq, a predicted model, not a curated record
UUACACAUCACCAGCAAGGACGACAUAACAAUGAAAACACUCUCUCUACACAACAUCAAGCGGGGAAGUCUGAGAUAAGAAAGGAAGCCCCACAGUAUUAGAAAUACAGACUGCGAUAACCACGUGUAACUAUGGCCUAAAUUCAAAGCACAUACAUACAUAUACUGUAUGUUUGAACGAUAUAUAAUUCUGAGGCUUCUCCCUCUUCUCAGCUAACUCACUCUGCCUGGUUUCCGGCUCUCUGCUUUUUCCAGCAUCUCCGCUUCCGCCAUGCCCAACUUCGGGAAAAUCAACGGCCCCGCCAUCUUUGUGGCGCAAUACCUCUCAGAUGAAGCACCAUUCAAUAGCCUAGACGGAAUUGCUCAAUGGGCAGCAAGUCUCGGAUUCAAAGGAAUACAGAUCCCCGUCGACGACAGGUUGAUUGAUAUCGAGAAAGCCGCAAACGACCAGGCAUACUGCAACGAUUUGUUAGCCACACUCAAACACCACAACAUCCAGUUGACAGAGCUAUCCACACAUCUUCAAGGGCAGCUGAUCGCUGUUCAUCCGGCUUAUGAUAUCCUAUUCGAUGGUUUUGCACCACAGGAUGUCCGCGGAAACCCCCCGCGACGGGAAGAGUGGGCUCGAAAGAUUCUCUUUUCAGCAGCCAAGGCUUCCAAAAACCUCGGAUUGACAGCUCAUGCCACAUUCAGCGGAUCACUCUUAUGGCCAUAUAUGUAUCCCUGGCCACAGCGGCCGGAGGCAUUGGUUGAGAAAGGGUUCAGCGAACUUGCGGCUCGCUGGAAGCCGAUCCUUGAUGCGUUCGAUGAAGCGGGCGUUGAUCUCUGCUAUGAAAUCCACCCGGGAGAGGACCUCCAUGAUGGAGUCUCUUUCGAGCGAUUCCUCGCAGCAGUUGGUGGGCAUCGACGAGCCUGUAUCCUUUACGACCCUAGCCAUUUCGUACUGCAGCAGCUCGAUUACCUUGGCUUUCUCGAUUUGUAUCACGACCGCAUCAAAAUCUUCCAUGUCAAGGACGCAGAGUUUCUGCCAGACGCACGCCAAGGUGUCUAUGGUGGAUUCAGUUCCUGGACAGAACGAGCCGGUCGGUUCAGGGCUCUCGGAGAUGGCCAGGUAGAUUUCAGAGGCAUUUUCACAAGACUGAUAAAGAACAGCUAUAGCGGAUGGGCCGUUUUGGAGUCUGAAUGUGCAUUUAAGAACAAGAUGACCUGCGCUGAAGAGGGGGCUAAGUUUAUAGCAAGCCACAUAUUCCCUGUUGCGGAAUCGAGCUUCGAUGACUUUGCUGGAUCGGAAAUCAGUGAUGACCAGGUUUCCAAGAUAUUGGGGAUUUGAUAUAUUGUAUAUAGUGAGAGUCGACUCGCAGUUAAUACAGUCCUAUAACUAAAUGCUACAAGUUCAAUACAGCUAUCAAUUUC